UUUUAAUUGGGAUAAUAUUUUUUAAUAUUAUUACUACUGUUUUAUUUUAUUCGAUCCGAUUGUUUUCAGUUUAGUUCAGCUUCCCGUUUCCGAGCAUCACUUGCCCUCUUCUACUACUAAACUACUAGUAACCUACUUAGAUCUGGUCUAUGAAACAAAGACCCCUACAACACUACUGGGGCAGACUGGCUGUCUUCUCAUGAACCUUGCUUCUUCAAGAGUAUCUGAUUGCUACAACAUUCUCACCCAUCCCAGACAAUUUCCGUCCAUUCCGUUGGUGGCAGAGCCAGCAGAAGAGAGGGGAGGGGGGAAACAACUACUUACAAUACCAGGGGGAAAAAGAACAAGCUCGACUCAAGCGCCGCUGCCCACUUUUUGCAUGCGACCAGGCCUCGGAUGGCGUGCCAGAGCUCCUACGCCAGGGUCCUAUCCAUGCCCAGGAAUCGGCUCCGAAAGUCUCUCGGCUGACCCCGGUUACAGAGUUUAGUGCUAAGCAGCUCGGCGGUUGACAAAAAUAUUCAAUAAUCCCAAAAGCCAUGGCUGAAACGAGACCAGGUGCCUACGCAAAUCGGAUCGAAGGGGGGUGCGGAGAUUAGCAAAUGAGCUUACUGCAGAA
Messenger RNA from Aspergillus piperis CBS 112811, 616 nucleotides. RefSeq lists its product as uncharacterized. The record is from RefSeq and is a predicted model, not a curated record. The transcript has a single exon. NCBI's taxonomy places the organism in Eukaryota, Fungi, Ascomycota, Eurotiomycetes, Eurotiales, Aspergillaceae. The coding region runs from base 200 to 487 and encodes 95 amino acids.